Nothobranchius furzeri (turquoise killifish) is the source of this 1835-nucleotide messenger RNA. RefSeq names its product guided entry of tail-anchored proteins factor 3, ATPase (gene get3). NCBI's taxonomy places the organism in Eukaryota, Metazoa, Chordata, Actinopteri, Cyprinodontiformes, Nothobranchiidae. The record is from RefSeq and is a predicted model, not a curated record. Gene Ontology annotation, biological process: post-translational protein targeting to endoplasmic reticulum membrane. Gene Ontology annotation, cellular component: GET complex. Gene Ontology annotation, molecular function: ATP binding; ATP hydrolysis activity.
CCAGUAGCAUCUCAAGAGCUACUCACAACUAACGCAUAAACACCCGCUGGACUGUUCGGAAUUCCGAGGAGCCUUGAACGCACCGGUCUUGUCUGUGUACAAGCAAGAUGGCUGCCGCUUCUGCGAUGGAAGACGAAUUCGAAGAUGCGCCCGACGUGGAGCCUUUAGAGCCAACUCUGAAGAAUAUCAUCGAACAGAAGUCACUGAAAUGGAUCUUUGUUGGUGGGAAAGGUGGUGUCGGUAAAACCACCUGCAGCUGUAGCUUAGCGGUGCAGCUGGCUGCUGUCAGGGAGAGCGUCCUGAUCAUCUCCACCGAUCCCGCCCACAACAUCUCCGAUGCCUUUGACCAGAAGUUCUCUAAGGUGCCUACUAAAGUCAAAGGAUAUGACAACCUCUUUGCUAUGGAGAUUGACCCGAGCCUGGGUGUCGCAGAGCUGCCUGAUGAGUUCUUUGAGGAGGACAACAUGCUCAGCAUGGGCAAGAAGAUGAUGCAGGAGGCCAUGAGUGCUUUCCCCGGUAUCGAUGAAGCCAUGAGCUAUGCAGAGGUCAUGAGGUUAGUAAAGGGAAUGAACUUUUCUGUGGUGGUGUUCGACACGGCCCCCACCGGCCACACGCUGAGGCUGCUCAACUUCCCCACCAUCGUGGAGCGAGGUCUGGGUCGCCUGAUGAAGAUAAAGAAUCAGAUCAGCCCCUUCAUCUCUCAGAUGUGUAACAUGCUCGGUCUGGGCGACAUGAACGCAGACCAGCUGGCCUCCAAGCUCGAGGAAACCCUCCCGGUCAUUCGCUCCGUCAGUGAGCAGUUCAAAGAUCCUGAACAGACCACCUUCAUCUGUGUGUGCAUCGCUGAGUUUCUCUCGCUCUACGAGACCGAGCGGCUGAUCCAGGAGCUUGCCAAGUGUCGCAUCGACACGCACAACAUCAUCGUCAACCAGCUCGUGUUCCCAGAUACGGAGAAGUCGUGUAAAAUGUGUGAAGCUCGUCACAAAAUUCAGUCCAAGUAUUUAGAUCAGAUGGAGGACCUUUAUGAAGAUUUCCACAUAGUGAAGCUUCCACUGCUGCCCCAUGAAGUCCGAGGUGCCGACAAGGUCAACACGUUCUCUAAGCAGCUUCUGGAACCCUACAAACCCCCCAACAAGUGAGCCCCCCCCAUCUGCUGGACCUUCUCCUCAACCCCCCUCCCCCACCCUCAACAGUCUGAAGCUUCUCCGAGUGGUUCCCUCCAUCCCUCCAUCCUCAGUCCUCCUAGGCAGAGCAACGACCAACAUUCCUGCGCCGAUUGGGUCACGGCCCACGUCUCGCUGCGACGGGGCCGUUUAACGCCGCUUCACUCACACUUCAUCCUCUCUCACCGUCGUUUUAGUCUUAAUGUGUUUAACAGCCCUCCUGUCUGGUUUACAGCCUCCAAUGUGGAAACGGCGUUGAGCGUUGCAGGCGGGCGGCGCCAUCGCCGCGUUUACUCGCCGUGAUUUGGUCUGGAUUCAAACUCGUCUCUCGUGCGUCCAUCCAGCUUUCUGAUGGUGAGGAUGACACCAAUACGAGAAGUGGUGAUUAAAUGUAGUAAUUAUGGUAAAGGGGAACGGCUGCUCGGGCGGAGUUUGUUCUCUCACCAGAUCCCCGGGAGACCGCCUGGCUGCAUACCCACAUGAAUAAAGAGCGAUGGUAUUUGUGAACUGAAAUGAUUGUUUCUCAGUCUAAAAUGAUUGUAAGAAUCUUCAGAAAAGACCGUUGAUCGUGUUUCCUGCUCUUCUGAAAGCGUCGGAGUCGACAAGAAUCUGUUUUCUAUAGGUUUUAUUUAAAUUUUAUUGGGAGUGUGAAUAAAAAACAAACUUUCCUCA